AUGGUCGCCAGCAACGACAAGCAAGUUUCUGUCACCGCCAGACAGCAAAAGAAACGACCAAUUGACGCUUCAGUGAGUGAAGUACCAGAGACGAAAAAGCCAAAACUAUCAGAGCGUACCGAUCAUGCUCGCUGGCGCUUGUUGGAUGAGAAAGGCAGGCAGACCUGGCAUUAUCUCGAGGAGGACGAAGAAGUGAAGGAAUGGCCUCAAUCCAAGGCCGACAAGUAUUUUCUUGGUCUGCCAUUGGAACUUCCUGACUUGUCAUCUGCAAAAACCCCCCUCGAUUCGGUCAAGAAUGGAUUGGAAUUCUUUCAACAUCUGCAACUCCCUCCUGGCAAUUGGGGCUGCGAAUAUGGUGGACCAAUGUUUCUGCUACCGGGCUUUGUCAUAGCUUGGUAUGUCACAGAGACAGAAAUACCAGAUUCCAUUGCCAUCGAAAUGAAGAAUUACAUUUUCGCCAGAGCCGAACCUGAGGACGGAGGGUGGGGACUUCAUAUUGAGGGCGAGAGUACAGUUUUCGGGACUGCAAUGAACUAUACGGCUUUACGGAUUCUGGGCGUUAGUGAGGAAGAUCCACGCAUGAUCAAGGCCAGAGGCACAUUGCACAAGAUGGGCGGAGCGAAAUGCGGCCCUCACUGGGCGAAAUUCUGGCUGAGCGUGCUUGGUGUCUGCAAAUGGGACAUUGUGAAUCCGGUCCCGCCCGAGUUCUGGCUUUUGCCUGAUUGGAUGCCAAUGGCACCAUGGCGCUGGUGGAUUCACAUGCGAAUGGUCUAUCUCCCCAUGUCCUUCAUCUGGUCUAAACGAUGGACGUACAAGGAAACCCCGCUGGUGCGACAACUGCGACAGGAGCUUUUCGCAGAGCCAUAUGAGUCAAUUGAAUGGACAAGCCAUCGAAAUAGCAUAAGCGAGAAGGAUAACUAUCAUCCAAAGUCAUGGGUCUUACGGGCUGCGAAUUGGUUUCUCAUAAACAUUCACAUACCCUUUACCAGGACCAACGCGUUAGUGAAAGUGGCCGAAGAUUGGUGUUGGGACAUGAUAAAGAUGGAAGACAAGAACACAGAUUACUCUGAUCUUGCUCCAGUCAAUGCUCCCAUGAAUUUUCUUGCUUGCUAUAUCCAGGAGGGCCCAAAAGCAUACUCGGUGCAACGUCACCGCGACCGACUAGCAGAUUACCUCUGGAUGAAGGACGAAGGUAUGUUAGUAAAUGGCACCAAUGGGGUUCAAUGUUGGGAUACUUCAUUCCUUAUUCAAGCUGUCAUGGAUGCUGGACUGGCUGAGGAUCCAAAAUGGAGACCAAUGCUCACUCGAGGGCUGGAAUUUCUUGAAGAUCAACAGAUGCGCGAGAAUGUCGAUGACCAAGCCAAAUGCUACAGACAACAGCGCAAAGGCGGAUGGGCAUUCAGUAAUAAGGACCAAGGAUAUGCUGUCAGUGAUUGCAUUUCUGAGGCUCUGAAAGCUGUCUUGCUCCUUCAGCGAACACCAGGAUACCCUACACUUCUCGAUGACCAGCGAAUAUUUGAUGCCAUCGAUACACUACUGACAUAUCAGAACCCGUCCGGUGGAUGUGCCUCAUAUGAGCCUACUCGUGGCUCUGAGUAUUUGGAAGUAUUCAAUGCUGCCGAAGUCUUCGGCAGAAUUAUGAUCGAGUAUGAUUACCCAGAAUGUACCACCGCUGUUGUAACGGCUCUGUCUUUGUUCACGAAGUACUACCCGGAUUAUCGGACGGAACAUAUCAAAGUCUUCAAGGAAAGAGCAGUGGGUUACAUCCGAAAUGCUCAGAAGCCUGAUGGAAGCUGGUAUGGGAGUUGGGGAAUCUGCUUCACCUACGCUGGAAUGUUUGCCCUUGAAAGUCUCGCCAGUAUCGGAGAGUUUUACGAAAAUAGCAAGCACUCCAAGGACGGUUGCGAUUUUCUGAUCUCGAAACAAAGGGCAGAUGGUGGCUGGUCCGAGAGCUAUCGGUCAUGCGAGACAAACACCUAUGUUGAGCAUCCAACAGGUUCGCAGGUUGUCAUGACUGCUUGGGUGGUCAUCGCUUUGCUUGAGGCUCACUAUCCAGACCGUGCCCCUAUCGAGAAAGGUCUGAAAUUGAUCAUGAGUAGGCAGCAAUCCAAUGGAGAGUGGCUGCAAGAGGCUAUAGAAGGCGUUUUCAACAAGAGCUGCAUGAUUUCAUACCCGAACUACAAGUUCAUUUUCCCGAUUAAGGCUUUGGGCAUGUUUGCCAAACGGUAUGGAGAUGUAGCUUUGGUAUGA
Messenger RNA from Mollisia scopiformis, 2250 nucleotides. Its product is annotated as oxidosqualene:lanosterol cyclase-like protein. Gene Ontology annotation, biological process: ergosterol biosynthetic process; triterpenoid biosynthetic process. Gene Ontology annotation, cellular component: lipid droplet. Gene Ontology annotation, molecular function: lanosterol synthase activity. The coding region runs from base 1 to 2250 and encodes 749 amino acids. Lineage: Eukaryota; Fungi; Ascomycota; Leotiomycetes; Helotiales; Mollisiaceae. The record is from RefSeq and is a predicted model, not a curated record. The transcript has 3 exons.